AUGCUGUUGGUUCAGGACGGAUUUGAACCACACAGUACCUCGAACUCGGGCACGCGCCUCGAUACUAGCCCUGGCGAUCCAGUUGUUCUUGUCAAUAGUAUUUCCGCGGCAGACUUUGACCUUUCGCGGGAUCAAGAGACCAAUAACUUGCCAAUGAAUGCUCCGAAUUCGAUCACCAUAGAUGCAAUAGAAGCUGCUUUUCCAAACGAGCCAAUCAUGAUGGACGAGAGCUGGGGGUAUCCAAUUCCUCAGUUCUUAGAAGGCUUUGACUGGCAACUUCCUACAUUAGGCGUUGAGAAUUGGCUGGAAGAUGUCGAGGGUUUCUCCCUGGAGAACGAAAAUUGGUCCCACAAUCCACUGUUCGCUGAAAUAGACAGUACUUCUCAAAUGGACGUGGCGAUCACCAUGAUGAGAGACUUCUUUCAACGCCGCUCGAGGGCACCGAGUCCAAUGAGGGAGGAACCGAGACAGCUAUGGAAUCAAUGGUACUCUGCUCCUCCACAUCUUCAAAUUUAUGACGAAGAAGUCAUCAACAUUCUCCUUAAUCUAGCUAGGACUCAUCUUUCCAGUACCUUCGCCAUAUUUUCUGACUUUGAGGUCUUGCCAGACACGAAAGAAGAGCUUUGCCUUGCGAUGGCUGCUGUUGGAGGCCUCUUCUGUACUGUCUCAGAAAGUGCCAAAGUGGCUAGGAAACUCUACAAUGAUGCUAGAAGAAUGCAACUCGAAGCAAUGAUUCCACCAAAGCCCACCUAUUUCCGAGCAGCCAUGGAUAGAGCUAAAACCUCGAUCCUUCUCGAGAUAUACGGAAUUUGUAGUGGAGAUAAGCGAAGCUAUGAGCUUACUGAAGCUUAUCAUUCAGAGACUCUGCGCACGAUACGGUCGUGUUGGCUAGCUGCAUUCGACGGAAAUUCUGCUGAGCGAGAAAGCCAGCUGCAGCUUCUGUCACGGGCUGCUCAUGUUCUAGACAGCUACCGUGUACUUCUUCUUCUACGUGCACCUUCUUUCUUCGAAGCCACGCUUGCUAACGGCCACCUUGGAGACCAUGAUAACGAGUCGUUUCAAAGGUCAACAAGCCAUCUACGGUUCCUAAUGAGCCCUAGCUGCGUCAACGGCGAGACAUCGAGCAGUCUGGAGACCCUCGCAGAAAUAAGCUCAUAUACCUGGGCUUUGUGUCCUCACGGAUUAGCCCAUCCCAGUGAACAGCUUCUGUGGAAGCAUGAUUUCAUUGAGUUAGGGCUUGAGAGAUGGAACCAAUCAAGGAUGAUGAAUGCCGAGUUUCCGACGCAGACACAUUUUGCAACAAUGUUGCUUUAUCAUUUAACUCAUAUCAACCUUCACUCAAAUUUGAGAAUUCUCCAACGCUCCGCCAAAGAUUUCAUAGAUUCGGCGAACAGCCCAGAACCGGGAAAGGUUUCCCACUCCAUUGCCACUUGGACAUCUACUUCGCAUUUUGACGUUGCAUCUUGGCAUUCCGAAGCUAUCCAGAGCCUUGUUAGGGAGGCUAUGUCAACGGCACGUCGGCGCACUCAAUUCCACGCAGACAAGUCACACCUUCUUGAGUCUCCUCAUCUCCCAUUCUGCAUCUACUUCUCUACCCUAGUUCUGUGGUAUGGAGCGGGAGGCAAGUCUGGCUCGGACGCUUCUGGCGACGUUGUCAUCGAUAACGGCAGUCAACUACUUCUCGCUUUGAAAGUAAAGGUGGCAAAGCACCUUGCCAGUGCGCUCAAUGACCUUUUGUCUGACCACAGCAAAUAG
Exophiala aquamarina CBS 119918 is the source of this 1755-nucleotide messenger RNA. RefSeq lists its product as uncharacterized. Bases 1 to 1755 code for a protein of 584 amino acids. NCBI's taxonomy places the organism in Eukaryota, Fungi, Ascomycota, Eurotiomycetes, Chaetothyriales, Herpotrichiellaceae. The record is from RefSeq and is a predicted model, not a curated record. The transcript has 2 exons.